Paramisgurnus dabryanus is the source of this 1147-nucleotide messenger RNA. Lineage: Eukaryota; Metazoa; Chordata; Actinopteri; Cypriniformes; Cobitidae. The record is from RefSeq and is a predicted model, not a curated record.
UGCUUUAAGAGAUUGUGUGAGACACAUUGCAUGCAGCACAAUGGAAUUGCUUUCUGUUUAUCAUGGGGCCAUCAGCAGAGAAAUGUGUGAAAAGCGCCUGUGUGAAGUGGGUAAAGAUGGGAGCUAUUUAAUUCGAGAUAGUGAGAGUGUGCCUGGGGUAUAUUGCCUCUGUGUUCUGUGCAAGGGCUUCGUCUACACGUACCGUCUCCAGCAGGACACAGCAGGCUCCUGGGCAGCUGAGACUGCACCAGGUCAGACUAAACGUCUUUUCCGAAAAGUCAAGAAUUUGAUAAGUGCCUUUGAGAAACCAGACCAGGGCAUCGCUAUUCCCCUUCGUUACCCUGUAACUGUCCAGAACUACAAUCAAGGCCAAAACAUUCAACAUCUCUAACCUAACUGACCAACAUAGCAUAUGCUGCAUGUUCAAAAUUGCAUUGUAUAAUACUUUUUGUGCUCAGUCGUAAAAACACAUGCGGUUUUGUACAUAUAUAUAUAUUGAAUACUUUGUGCAAAUGGCUGGUUAACAUAUUUAAAAAAGAAAGAAUGUUUUGCUCAAAAAUGUAUUGUUCCUUUAAACUUAAUACUGACAAGAGAAUAACUUGUAUUAUAUUAACAAGAUCUCUGCAGACAUAAUCAAAUAUUUUACAUUUCUAAUACUAAGUAAAGUGGUCCUAUUAUGCUUUUUGUAUUGCAAGUCUGUAGGUUGCUUUGGAUAUAACAAACUAUGAAUUUAAUGUAAAUACAAGAGGGUUUUAUACGACUGUGAAAGGACCAAUUUAUAAUGAAUUUACACAAUAAUUUCAUCUAUUUUCUUUUCUCUUUGUUUGUAAAUCUCCUAUAAUUCUCUCUAAUUUGGAGUUUAAGAGAGAGAUGCAUGAGCAUUUGAAGGUGCCAUAAACAAGCUGGUAUAUCAGUGAGGAUGGAAUCUGUUUUCUUUGCCACAUGUAUGUCCUUGAAACAGCUAAUAUCAAACAGAAGAGCAUCUGCCAAGCCACCUUUACCAAAAAAAAUUUUUUUUGCAAGAACAAAUCUUAGGAUGCACCAGAAGAAUCACAUAAGAGACACAAGGGCUACUCAGUUGAGUCUCCACUUAAUUCUUAUAAAAAUAAAUCAUACUGCUGCAUAACCAGAAAAACAGGAUUGAGGU